AUGUCGGUCCCAUCGACCAUGAAAGCCAUCAUCGUAGAGAAAGUCGGAGGCCCCGAGGUGCUCGAAUUCAAAACAGAUCAUCCCGUGCCCACCCCGCAGGAAGGCCAAUUGCUCAUCAAGAACCACAUCUCCGGCAUCAACUACAUCGACACCUACUUCCGUACAGGUCUCUAUCCAGCCCCCAAGCCUGAAAUCCUGGGCCGUGAAGGAGUUGGCACCGUGACCGCCUUGGGGGCCGGUCCAAACCCUUACAAUUUCCAGGUGGGCGAUCGAGUCGCCUGGCUCGCAGGCGGGGGAUACGCGGAGUACACGACCGUCCCUGCCGUCAAGGCCGUCAAGAUUCCCGACGGCAUUUCCGAUGAGGAUGUGAUGGCGGCGUUUCUGAGCGGGAUGACCGUGCUCUCGCUGACCAAGGAGACUCAUGCCGUCCAGAAAGGUGAAUGGGUUCUCGUGCAUGCCGCUGCUGGUGGGGCUGGAUUUCUCAUGACUCAGAUCCUGAAGUCCGUUGGCGCUAAGGUCAUUGGUACCGCGGGUGGUGCGGAGAAGGUCGCUUUGGUCAAGAGUUUGGGGGCGGACGUGGUCAUCGAUUACCGGAGUGAGGAGGGCAAGGACUGGGUCAAAAAGGUCAAGGAGGUCACCGGAGGCCAAGGGGUCGAUGUCGUCUACGAUUCUGUUGGACAGGAUACAUGGGAGGGAAGCUUGGAGGCUGUCAAGAGAAAAGGAACAGUUGUCUGGUUUGGUAAUGCCAGUGGUCCUGUACCUUCUUUCAAUAUUCAGAAACUUGCUCCCAAGUGUAUCAAGAUCGCCCGACCGAUGCUGUACGGAUACAUCGAUACUCGCGAUGAGCUGGAAUUCUACGUGAAUGAACUGUUCAAUCUACUCAAGUCCGGCCAACUCAAGGUCCGGAUUCACAAGGUGUAUCCUUUGGAGCAGGUGGCUCAGGCACACAUGGAUCUGGAGGGUCGAAAGACCACCGGAAAGCUCUUGCUGAAGCACUGA
Molecule: messenger RNA, 999 nt
Organism: Aspergillus tanneri
Lineage: Eukaryota; Fungi; Ascomycota; Eurotiomycetes; Eurotiales; Aspergillaceae
Gene: ZTA1
Product: quinone oxidoreductase family protein
Exons: 2
Coding region: 1-999 (332 amino acids)
Biological process (GO): cellular response to oxidative stress
Cellular component (GO): cytoplasm
Molecular function (GO): zinc ion binding; quinone reductase (NADPH) activity
Source: RefSeq, a predicted model, not a curated record